This is a messenger RNA of Neohortaea acidophila, 960 nucleotides long. RefSeq lists its product as uncharacterized. NCBI's taxonomy places the organism in Eukaryota, Fungi, Ascomycota, Dothideomycetes, Mycosphaerellales, Teratosphaeriaceae. Gene Ontology annotation, molecular function: 4-hydroxy-tetrahydrodipicolinate synthase activity. The record is from RefSeq and is a predicted model, not a curated record. Bases 1 to 960 code for a protein of 319 amino acids. The transcript is spliced from 2 exons.
AUGAACGGCACAGCAACAGCCCUCACGGCCAAAGUGCCCUCCCCCGGCGUCUGGGCCCCAGCAGUCACCCUCUUCGACCCCGUCACCGACACCCUGGAUCUCGACUCGCAAGCAAAAUACUACCAGUACCUCGCGCAGCACCUCACCGGCCUCGUCGUCCUGGGCACCAACGCCGAAACCUUUCUGCUGACGCGCGAAGAGCGCGCGGCCCUGCUGCGCACCGCUCGCCAUGCUGUUGGUCCCCGGUAUGAAAUUAUGGCUGGUGUAGGGGGGCACAGUACUAAGCAGGUUCUCGAGUAUAUUCGGGAUGCGUCGGCGGCGCGCGCGGAUUAUGCGCUGGUGCUGCCUUGUGCGUAUUUUGGGGCGCAGACGAGUAAGAAGGUGGUGAUGAAUUUCUACGAGGAGAUUGCGGAGAGGAGUCCCAUGCCGAUUGUCAUUUACAACUUUCCUGGAGUAUGCAAUGGCGUCGACAUCGACUCCGACAUGAUGGCCACUCUCGCGCGGAAACACAAAAACAUCGUCGGCUGCAAACUCACCUGCGCCAACGUCGGCAAAAUCACGCGCCUCGCCGCCGAGUUCGACAAGUCUGAGUUCGCCGUUUUCGGCGGGCAAGCAGACUUCCUCCUCGCCGGCCUCUCCGUCGGUUCCGCAGGCACAAUCACCGGCUUCGGCAACGUGGCGCCCAAAACCAUCCGCCGGAUCUACGACCUCUUCACGCAGGGCAAGGUGGAGGAGGCGCUGAAGCUGCAUCGCGUGCAGGCGUUUGGCGAGGUGAUUGGCAAGUCGGGGAUUGCGAACACGAAGUACGGGGCGAGCUUGACGAGCGCGAAGAGCGCGGGGAUCCAGGAUGCGGAGAGCAAGUUGCGGCCGCGGAGGCCGUAUGAGCCGUUGACGGAGGAGCAGAAGGCGGAGGUGAGGGCGAAGAUUGCGGGGACGGUGGAGAUUGAGAAUUCGCUUUGA